Molecule: messenger RNA, 341 nt
Organism: Herpailurus yagouaroundi (jaguarundi)
Lineage: Eukaryota; Metazoa; Chordata; Mammalia; Carnivora; Felidae
Product: anthrax toxin receptor-like
Exons: 3
Cellular component (GO): plasma membrane; cell surface
Molecular function (GO): transmembrane signaling receptor activity
Source: RefSeq, a predicted model, not a curated record
AUGCCUUGUAAGACAGAGGGAAAGCAGCCCUCGGCCCCACCUUACACACAGACCUUUGAAUGUUGCUUUGCAGAAGACUAUGAAAUUAUGAUUUCUGGAAAAGGAUUUAAUAAUGCAAUAAACAAGGAGGAAGUUAUUUGUAGGUUCCGCUUCAGCGAUGAUAAAUUCUUCGAUAAAAAAGCCACCACUGUGGAUGAUAACACCAUAACAUGCUCAGGAGUAAUGAUACAAAAACCAGACCAGUUGGUCCAUGUGGAAGUUAGCCUGAAUAAUGCCAUCAGCUUCAUCAGGAGUGAUGCUAACAUCACCAGCGACAACUGUAUGAGUGCCAGGGUAAGGUG